UUCACUGAACAAGAAAAGGUGCAACUUUACUUACUGGGUAACUGACAAAGGAAGAGGACCCACAUGCUUUAGUAGACAUUGAAAUUCAGCUGCCUCUCCUCUCUUCUCCGAUUUUCUCCAUCUUCAAACCAAACUCGUCUUUUAAAAAUUAUAAUAUUACCUUAAAAAGAUUCCUCUGUUCCUAUUUACCUUUUUUCUUAUCCUUUUUUGCGUAGAAUCUAAGUACCCCUUUUUUUUCUUUCUUUCUUUUGGUUCCAGGGUAUAUACACUACUUUACUCUAAUCCCUUUGUGAUUGUUUUUCGUUACUUAUUAAAUUAUGAUUCAUCAGAAUCCGUUAUUACCAAAGAUUCUUAAUCUCUUCAUGCUCAGUUCACUUCUCACUUCAUUCUGCUAACUCACUAUUUUUCCUUUUUCUUUCUUGCUUUCGCUGUCUUUAAUCGUGGGUGUGGUGCAGUUUUUUUAUUUUUCUGAAGUAAUUUGACUUGGGUUUGAAUUAUUCAUCAAACGUUCUAUUGGGUAUUGCGGAAGUGAAGAGAUUUCGGCAAACAGCCAAUGCUGGUUAAAAGCUUCAACAUCAUGCUACUGAAUUUUGAAGUUUGGAAUCAAGGCAUAACAUUUACUUUUUCAAAAGAAGCUUAAUAGUGAAUAAUUUUGCAUGAAAUGGGUUGGUUUAGAAAGUUGCUUAAAGGUUCUGAUCAUAUUUCACGUGGACAAUACCAAGGCAAAUAUGGAGAAGACAGAAUUUGGGAUACCCAUCGUAGUUCAAUGGAUGAUUUAACAGAUAUAGAGAAAGAAGACAUUGACCGUGCAAUUGCACUCUCUCUGUCAGAGGAGGAUCAUCUUAAAGGGAAAAAAGUUGUUGAGGAUGACUCUCAGUCUGAAGAUGAUAAACUCUGUAAAAUUGACGAUGAGGAAGAUGAAUAUCUUGCUAAAAUUCAGCAAGAAGAUGAAUAUCUUGCUAAAAUUCAGCAAGAAGAUGAAUAUCUUGCUAAAAUUCAGCAAGAAGAGGAUGAACGUCUUGCUAAAAUUCAACAAGAACAUGAGCGUCUUGCUAAACUUCAACAAGAUGAAGAUGAACGUUUGGCUAAAAUUCAACAAGAACAUGAGCGUCUUGCUAAACUUCAACAAGAUGAGGAUGAACGUCUGGCUAAAAUUCAACAAGAUGAAGUUGAACAUCUUGCUAAAGCUCAACUUGAGGAAGACGAGCAACUUGCUCGGGCAAUUCAAGAAAGUUUGACCAUUGAUUCUCCUCCUCGAUCAGACAAUGAUUCUUCAUUUCUAUCUUAUCCUCACCUCUUUCCCCCUGGAUACAGAACCUGUGCUGGGUGCAAGACUGAGAUUGGCCAUGGAAGAUUUUUAAGUUGCAUGGGAGGUGUUUGGCAUCCAGAAUGCUUCUGCUGCCACGCAUGUCGUCUGCCAAUCACUGAUUAUGAGUUUUCCAUGUCUAGCAAUCGCCCUUACCAUAAAUCAUGCUAUAGGGAGAAGCAUCACCCCAGAUGUGAUGUUUGCAAGAGCUUUAUCCCAACUAAUUCAUCUGGCCUCAUUGAGUAUAGAGCUCAUCCUUUCUGGCUGCAAAAAUACUGCCCAUCUCAUGAGCUUGAUGGCACACCUCGUUGCUGUAGCUGUGAAAGAAUGGAGCCAAGGGAUGCAAAAUAUCUUUUGCUUGAUGAUGGUCGAAAGCUAUGUUUAGAGUGUCUAGACUCAUCAAUUAUGGAUACUCAUGAAUGCCAACCUCUCUACCUUGAAAUACAAGAAUUUUAUGAAGGUCUAAAUAUGAAAUUGGAGCAGCAAAUUCCAAUGCUCUUGGUUGAGAGACAAGCUCUGAAUGAGGCCAUGGAGGGAGAAAAGAAUGGUCAUCACCACUUACCUGAAACCAGAGGACUCUGCUUGUCAGAAGAGCAAACUGUAACCACUAUUUCAAGGAGGCCGAGGAUCGGAGCCGGCUACCGAGUCACAGACAUGAUAACUGAACCCUUUAAGCUGAUCCGUCGCUGUGAAGUGACAGCCAUUCUAGUUUUGUAUGGCCUUCCUAGGUUGUUAACAGGAUCAAUCCUAGCUCACGAGAUGAUGCAUGCAUGGCUUAGGCUUAAAGGCUAUCCUAACCUCAGUCCAGAAGUUGAAGAGGGAAUCUGCCAAGUGUUGGCUCAUAUGUGGUUAGAUUCAGAGCUGUAUUCGGGAUCUGGGAAUGGCGGUGCAUCAUCAUCCUCGUCUUCAUCUUCAUCAUCACCUUCCUCCUCUUCUGCAUCAUCAAAGAAGGGUAAACGUUCAGACUUUGAGAAGAAACUUGGUGAGUUUUUUAAACACCAGAUUGAAUCAGAUACCUCCUCAGCUUAUGGAGAUGGAUUCAGAUCGGGUAACAAAGCAAUGCUCAAGUAUGGGCUCAAAAGCACCCUUGAUCAUAUCCAUAUGACAGGAAGUUUUCCAUACUGAAAAUUUUAAACAAGAUAUAAUUUUCUCACCUAUAUAUAUUCAUCAUUACUGCGGCUUCGUCAUAUAAACCAUAUAGUUCAAAGAUUUCAAGAUCAUAUAGUUUAACACUAAGGAAUAAAAUUGCUCCUCUUAUGUUCAAGUUCCUUAAUUUCGUGUCAAAUGUGGCACCUCAUGUUCUAUAUGUAAAACUAAAUACUGCUUAGGAAUUUAGAGGAGCUGAAGCAAUGAAAAGAAAAUUUGAUUA
Vigna umbellata (rice bean) is the source of this 2675-nucleotide messenger RNA. Lineage: Eukaryota; Viridiplantae; Streptophyta; Magnoliopsida; Fabales; Fabaceae. The record is from RefSeq and is a predicted model, not a curated record.